UUGCCGAUUCCGAAUUUCUCUUUCAGCAACUUUCGCGAAAGAUUAUAAAACUAUAGGCACACAUUGGUCGCGCGUACAUUCCAAAAUGUUGAGGCUCGUGAUCGCCAUAGCCGCACUUGCCUGCGUACAUAGCGCACCCGCGUCUGAAAUUUUGUCUGCACAAUUGGAUGGUCGGAUUGUGAACGGUUCUACAACCACAAUCAGUUCCUUCCCAUGGCAAGUAUCAUUACAAAGCUCAGGUGCACUUUUUUGUGGUGGCUCCGUGUACAGCGAAUAUAUUAUUGUGACCGCGGCGCAUUGCGUUGAAGAUGAACCGCUUGAGUCGUUCAAAGUGCGUGCCGGUUCAACUUACUGGAAUUCCGGUGGUAUACUAUCGAAAGUGGCGGCAUAUAAAAUGCACGAAUUGUACGGUACCAAUGGCAUGGCUUACGAUAUUGCCGUAGUACGUUUAGCUACGCCACUUAAAUUUAGCUCUACCAUUAAACCGAUCGCUUUGGCAACCACAGCACCUGUGGAUGGCGUCGAAGCUGUGGUUUCCGGCUGGGGUACCUUACGUUCUGGUUCGGCAACUUUACCCACGCAAUUACGUUAUGUUAACUUUAGUGUGGUCAGUAUGGCUAACUGUUCCUCCGAUGCUUACAACUACACCAAUGAGGACAUCGUAGAGACUAUGAUAUGCGGUUACACAGUUGGCAAGGAUGCCUGUCAAGGUGAUUCCGGUGGUCCAAUGGUAGCUGGCGGUGUAUUGGCCGGUGUUGUUUCAUGGGGUAUCGGCUGUGGUUUUCCCAACUAUCCAGGUGUUUAUGCAGAUGUGGCUGCUCUGCGUACAUGGGUGGAGCAGACGGCUAGUAGUAUUUAAGUGGUGGUUUCUAGUUUUCCAUUUUAGUUGGUGGACUUUUGAAUGACUGAAACGUAAAUAAAUAUCACAGGACACAUCAAGCCACAUGCAACAAACUAAAGGAUAAAAAAUAUAAAUACGAGCAUCGGAUGAGAGACUCUCAUUUCAUGGAUUUUGUUUUGAAUACAUACACCUAAAAUAUCUAAUUCCUUAAUUGGGAAAGUGCUGCUGCUCAGCUACUUCUCUUAUAAAAAUUAAGGCUGAUAUCACCUAGACACGAAAAGAGCGAUAGCAGGAACAAAGAUAGAAGAAGGUGGUCUUAGUGAAGUCUACAUAUGAGAGCGGAGCGAAAAUUUUUAAUGGAAGAGAGACUCUGUCGUCGAUCCACUGGCAUACUGAAUAUAUUUCAGCCCAAUUUAUUAUCUUAAGCACUUACCAUUAAUCUUAUCUUAACCUUCUUCGCUUCAAGGGAAUAUCGCCUUCUACAUGCGAAGCAGAGUCGAUUUGUCUCACAUGAUUGCAGAGAAAUAUUCUCUCUAUUUUUUUCAACUUUUAUUAAUAA
Molecule: messenger RNA, 1400 nt
Organism: Ceratitis capitata (Mediterranean fruit fly)
Lineage: Eukaryota; Metazoa; Arthropoda; Insecta; Diptera; Tephritidae
Product: trypsin alpha-like
Exons: 2
Coding region: 86-859 (257 amino acids)
Biological process (GO): proteolysis
Molecular function (GO): serine-type endopeptidase activity
Source: RefSeq, a predicted model, not a curated record